Messenger RNA from Chanos chanos (milkfish), 1751 nucleotides. RefSeq names its product peptidase, mitochondrial processing subunit alpha (gene pmpca). Bases 7 to 1560 code for a protein of 517 amino acids. Lineage: Eukaryota; Metazoa; Chordata; Actinopteri; Gonorynchiformes; Chanidae. The transcript is spliced from 13 exons. Gene Ontology annotation, molecular function: metalloendopeptidase activity; metal ion binding. The record is from RefSeq and is a predicted model, not a curated record. Gene Ontology annotation, cellular component: mitochondrion.
UACAACAUGGCCGCACACAUGUCUAGGUUCCGAUCUUGGAGCCGAGUACAGAGGUAUGGCAUUGCAGUUUGUAGGCAAUACAGCAGUGGUAACGGUUAUCCCAAUGUUUCACUCUCCUCGCCGUUACCUGGAAUCCCAAAACCUGUCUUUGCGUCCGUGGAUGGUCAUGAAAAAUACGAGACUAAAAUCACUACGCUAGAGAACGGUCUGAAAGUUGCAUCACAAAACAAAUUUGGACAGUUUUGUACAGUUGGGAUUCUGGUAAAUUCAGGUUCAAGACAUGAAGCCAAAUAUCCCAGUGGAAUUGCACACUUUUUAGAGAAACUUGCUUUCUCUUCUACCGCCCAGUUUGGAAGUAAAGAUGAAAUUCUUCUGACACUUGAGAAACAUGGAGGGAUUUGUGACUGCCAGACCUCCAGGGACACAACUAUGUAUGCUGUCUCAGCUGAGGUUAAAGGUCUAGAUACUGUAGUCAGUCUUCUUGCAGAUGCUGUCUUGCAACCCCGAUUAUUAGAUGAUGAGAUUGAGAUGACACGGAUGGCAGUACGGUUUGAGUUGGAGGACCUCAACAUGAGACCCGAUCCAGAACCUUUAUUAACAGAAAUGAUUCAUGCUGCGGCAUAUCGUGGUAACACGGUAGGUUUGCCUCGUUUCUGUCCCAUAGAAAACGUGGAGAAGAUUGACAGGAGCCUUCUCCACUCCUACCUGCGGAGUUACUACUGCCCAGAGCGCAUGGUGCUGGCAGGUGUCGGCAUUGAACACGAACAGCUUGUGGAAUGUGCUAGAAAGUAUUUGCUGGAUGUCAAGCCUGUUUGGGGUGCUAGCACACCUGGCAACGUUGACCUCUCAGUGGCACAGUACACCGGCGGCAUUGUUAAGAUGGAGAAGGACAUGUCUGAUGUGAGCCUGGGGCCAACUCCCAUCCCUGAGCUCACACACAUCAUGAUUGGUCUAGAGAGCUGCUCGUUUUUGGAAGAUGACUUCAUCCCUUUUGCUGUUCUCAACAUGAUGAUGGGAGGGGGAGGCUCUUUCUCGGCGGGCGGUCCGGGUAAAGGCAUGUUUACCCGGCUCUACCUAAAUGUACUCAACAGACAUCACUGGAUGUACAAUGCUACGUCUUACCAUCACAGUUAUGAGGACAGUGGUCUGCUGUGUAUCCAUGCCAGUGCAGACCCCAGACAGGUGCGGGAAAUGGUGGAAAUUAUUACACGGGAGUUUAUUCAGAUGGCUGGGACAGCAGGAGAGAUGGAGCUGGAACGAGCUAAAACACAGCUGAAGUCCAUGCUGAUGAUGAACCUGGAGUCACGGCCUGUCAUAUUUGAAGACGUAGGUCGCCAGGUUCUGGCCACAGGCAAACGAAAGCUACCACAUGAGCUGUGCCAACUUAUCAGUAAUGUCACGGCAAGCGACAUCAAGCGGGUUACGACAAAGAUGCUUCGUAGCAAGCCUGCAGUGGCCGCACUGGGAGACCUGACCGAGUUACCAUCUUAUGAACAUAUUCAAGCUGCUCUGUCCAGCAAAGACGGACGCCUGCCUCGUAUGUACCGCCUGUUCCGAUAGGAAAGCCAUCAGAAGCAAUGUCACAAGGUUACAUAAUACUGGGGACUGACUGAGAGCUAAUGUUGCUUCAGUGGAAAUGAAGCAGAAAAGCCUCUAACAAACUGAAGUUGCAUCUUACUCUGUGUAUGGUGUUUGUUAUGGUGGUCUUGAAAUUGCAUUGUACAUGCCUAGAAAUAUACUUACUUCAUACA